Messenger RNA from Colletotrichum scovillei, 4154 nucleotides. Its product is annotated as FHA domain-containing protein. Bases 1844 to 3715 code for a protein of 623 amino acids. The transcript is spliced from 3 exons. Lineage: Eukaryota; Fungi; Ascomycota; Sordariomycetes; Glomerellales; Glomerellaceae. Gene Ontology annotation, biological process: mitotic spindle assembly checkpoint signaling; negative regulation of septation initiation signaling; ubiquitin-dependent protein catabolic process. Gene Ontology annotation, molecular function: ubiquitin protein ligase activity; protein binding. The record is from RefSeq and is a predicted model, not a curated record. Gene Ontology annotation, cellular component: cytosol; cell division site; mitotic spindle pole body.
ACACCGACGUCCAUCUGUAUCCGUAGGCACGAAUGAUAGCGUACCUACACUACUGCGUACCCGUCCGCAUCCACUGGAUAUCCCGGCCAACCCACACGCUUGCAGCAAGCAUAUCCAGGCGCAUUGGAUCCUUUCCAUUGCACCCCUGGCCCCGGUUCGCCUUUACGUCCCCUCACUCCUCUAGCCAGUCUUCUGUCCGGCCCUAAACCAAAGGCAACGCCGCAACAACAACGUCCCCUGCCAUUCCCGGCCCAGAAAGACGAGGACACACGCACAUCUCAAGGCUCAACCCCUACCGCACGGCAACUGCCACACUACCUAAUACGGGCCCCCUCGCCCUGGUCGUGUGUCUGUUGCUAUUGCUUGCCAGAGAGCCCAGACGUCGUCAUAUUCCCCAUAAACGCCCCCCCUACCCUUCAAGCAGAGGCAGUCGGGAGGAGAGAGAGGGAAAAAAAAAAAGAAAUAGUGGCACGCGCGCCAACGAAAAGCUGACCGACUGGGCUGGACCCCGACUUGUUCUCUUUACGUCCAAGUAGCCGACCUGGACGACUACACUUCGUACCAGUUCCAGUUCCCACUGCCCAGCUGCCCUGUCCUUGGGGCCCUUGCUUCAUCGCCAGGCCCAGCAUCGAGACCAAUUCUUCUCGUCUUUAGCUUGCGUCCCACCUAAGGUACGGUCCUCUGUACGAAGCACUCUAUCUGUAGAGUCUACAGUACAUAUACACCCAAAACUAGUCGUCUCGUGUCUCCCGCCCCUCCUCAUGCCCUGCCCAGGUACUUCCAUCCAGGACCACCACAAGUACCUUUUCUUUGGCCUGGCCACUUUCUUUCGUCCAACCUCACCGUCCACGGCCGCGGCGCACUGCUUUCACGCCUAGUCCAUCUGGCUGUCCGGGCUCUUCCUCCAGCCACUUGACCCAACUGGGACUGACACUGACGAUUACGACGAGCAACAAGAAGAAGUCGACGCCCGUCCUUCUUGGCUCCAAAGCCGAAAUACUGACCCUUUCCCCAAUCCAGCCGAGCACCACAGACAUUCAAGCAUCCUUCAGUUGCAACUUCCUCCCAGGUCCAACUUUCCAAGGUCUUGCCGCUUGUCGUCCAGACUAAAAAAACCGUCUUCCCCAGGUCCAUUUUCUGAUCCCGGGCGUGAUCUGCUUUUUCUUGGUCCAUAAUACCAUUCAUCUCUCUCAUCUCUUACCCUCGGACCUUACCUCCCAUCUCCCUCCCGUCUUGACGAUUCCUCCUUGGUCCUUUUCGUCCCUUUGGUCCCUCUGUCCAACCUCGCCUUGCCUCGCUGGAUCACGCCUUGACAGACAGGAACUCGGAAUACAGAGUACGGAGUAGAAGAGAGCACCAAAGAUUGCUUUCCAGACAGGAUCCAGCGACACUCCAAGCAAACACAAGCCGUCUAGGCGUCCUCCACUCCCUCUCCCAUCCCUCUCUCUUUCUCUUAUUCCACCCCUUCAUCACAUUCUUCCCAUAGCUUCUUUGACGCCCUCACCCUCUAUUUGCACCCCAAAGAGAGACACCCCCAACAAGGCAGUCCACAAUCCCGUUCUCCAAGGGACAGGCAAAAGACAAAAAACCAAGCAAAAUAGGUCACUCAGACAAGUCCGCCGACGCCCAGUGAUUCAGCCAGCUAGUCAGCCAGACCGCCAGCCGAAACCCACGAGUCGAGAGCCGGCACCAUUGCGACACUACCGCCUGAUUUCCAGACGGAUUCUAACCCUGCGGCGGCCACUACUGCUUAUUGCACCCACCGCCAAAAACAGUACAGCCUAACAAACACCAACCCAUUCUUCUAUCCUCCCAGGCUCCCCCUCCCCCCCUCGAGGCGCAAAUGUUUACACAACCAGUCGCAUCGCCACCGACCGUGGGCCCCGUGCCGACGUCUGUCACCAAUCCCGCUUCACCCUCAACACGAUCCAGUCGCCUGAGAGGCCUCAGCUAUCUCCGCAGCUACACUCAAAAUCAUAUUUUGUCCCGAGAACAUAGCAGCCAGGGCUCCAACUCUCCAACAUCAAACUCGCAUUCUCACGUCGCCGCCCACUCCCACUUUCACCACAACACCGGCACCAGCCCGCACUCUCAGACCCAAACUCAAACUCAAAAUCAAAACCACCACAGCAGUCGUUCGGGUUCUAGUCGCCCAACCCCCGGUCUGCAGCGUUCUCUCAGCUAUUCGCCUACUUCAACCCCUCGUCGCUCCGACACCGACGCCCAGCUGAACCCUCUGUCGCUCGUCGCCUCCCUACAGGAGUCCCCAUCAUCGUCAACUUCCUCCGCCAACAGGGCUUCCACCACGCCCUCUUCACCAGCCGUCGAGCGCCCGGCAGUGGAUGCACUCCCCUCUAUUCUCGACGACGUCAUUGCCAGCGGCAGCACCAGCAGCCAUAUACGGCAGCAAUCUGACCAGCAGCCGCAGUUGACCAACGACGCUGAAGCCGCGAACAUGACGAGAGCACGCGCCUCUACCACGGGCGAUGCCCCUGUCGCAGCCUCCCCCGCGCCCGAAAAUCUACCUUCGAUCCGAUUUUCUGCCUACUAUGAUCCCCGCGCGACACGUCCCAGCCUGACCUUCCCUCCUGUCUCGAGAACGCUGCCCUCAAACGGCGACAUCAUCAGGGUCGGCCGCUACUCUGAGCGGGAUAACCAGCCUAGCAUUCCCAACAACACCCCUUCGGCCGCGCCCGUUGGGUUCAAGAGCAAAGUUGUCAGUCGUCGCCAUUGCGAAUUUUGGUAUGACGAAGGUAAAUGGUACAUCAAGGAUGUCAAGAGCUCGUCCGGCACUUUCCUCAACCACAUUCGACUUAGCCCUCCGGGAACGGAAUCAAAGCCAUUUCCCGUCAACGAUGGCGACAUUGUACAGCUUGGAAUAGAUUUCAAAGGCGGCGAGGAAAUGAUCUUCCGCUGCGUCAAGAUGAGGCUGGAGCUGAAUAGAGGCUGGCAGAACAAGUUGAACACGUUCAACAUGGCGACGCACAAGCGCUUGCGGAACAUGACUGCAGCCAACUCGGCGAAUUCUUCGACGCAGGACUGCUCAAUUUGUCUCAACUCUAUCGCGCCGUGCCAGUGCUUGUUCGUGGCGCCUUGCUCGCAUACCUGGCACUUCAAGUGCAUUCGGUCUCUACUAAAUUCUCCCCAAUACCCCAUCUUUGUCUGUCCAAACUGCCGCAUGGCCGCCGACCUCGAAGCGGAUAUUGAGGACCCUGAGGAGGAUUGGGAGCAGAUGGAGGAAGAUGAGGAGCCCGAACAAAAACAACAGAAGCAGGAGGAGAAGGAGACUCCUGCGGCUGUCUCGACCGCGCCCUUGGCAGCUCCCGCAGCCGUGGUAAGCUCGAGACCUCAACUCCCUGAGAUUGGCACCGAUGACGAUGCCAUGGACGACUUCACGGUGGCCUUGGAUCGCGCCAGAACCGUCGCCGAAGCUCCAGAAGCAGCGCCGAGAACUGUGGCACCCCAUACAUCCAUCCCACCUGUUCCGAUCCCAGCAGUCGGCAUAGCCCAGACAACUGCACCGCGAAGCGGUCGAGAUACCCGCACUCCCUCACCCAUUGGUAACCAUUUGGUCAACGCUACUGAAGGUCCUAUUACCCCGCGUAACGAUGCUGGGCCAUGGGUCUUUGACGGUAGUGCUGGGCGUCGUGCUGCCGAGGCAUCGAGUGGAAUGCGAAGCCUUGAUGCUGCCGCCGAGAUGGAGGUUGACCGGUAGAGCCGGUACAGACGUUUACGCAGAGGCAUGGCAGGGAGAGACCGAACUACCGGCCUGAAGCAUAGGUCAAGUUUUGUCCCCCAGGCAUAGAGUGACGCACCCUCACGGAAACGUAUGCGUCAACUACGAAGACGGCAAAAGACGGAGAGGAGAAAUGCGUUAUACGUUGCGCAGGAUUCAGUGAAUAAGUUGCAUGAGCGAAGGCGUGGAACGGUGUAUGGCGUUUGAAUGCAUUGUGGGUCGUUGUAUGCCAGCCAUAGCGAAGCAGAGCUAUGGUGUUAUUUCUCGACUCGGUUUACGGAGGCGGGCUCAAUGGAAGGGCUGGCAUUUUCUGUUUCAGUUACGACAGCGGCUUCUAUAUGAAUCAGGGAGAUCCGCAAGCCAGAAGACGGAUUCAUAGCAUUCUUCUAAUACAGAGUUGACGAGCGUUUAAUACUCG